Messenger RNA from Lingula anatina, 2161 nucleotides. RefSeq lists its product as uncharacterized. NCBI's taxonomy places the organism in Eukaryota, Metazoa, Brachiopoda, Lingulata, Lingulida, Lingulidae. Gene Ontology annotation, biological process: regulation of DNA-templated transcription. The record is from RefSeq and is a predicted model, not a curated record. Gene Ontology annotation, molecular function: sequence-specific DNA binding; DNA-binding transcription factor activity.
AUGGAAACAUUUCAUUGGAUCUACAGCCCUGGAAAAGUAAUUAAUAAUUUAGGGACCAUACAGAACGUUCCAAUGGAUAUGUCAAUGGGAAGACCGAGUGCGAUAUCGGCGGGAACAGAUAGUGAAACUGACCAAAUGAUCACGCAGACCUCUUCACCCCAAGUACAAACUAGUGCCAAUAUCCACGUACGGGACACAUCUACCUAUAUCAAAGUUGGGGACAAGACAUGCGCUACACCUGAGAGGCAAAAUAACAUUUAUAGAAAAAGAAAACGGAAACAGACACACUGCCCCAGAGUUCAAAGUGUAAAUAAUGAAGACUUAGAGUUUCAAGAGGUGAAAAUUCCACUUUCGCCCAGUAAUAAACAGGGUGGAUAUGGAGAAACUUUGCCCGUCACCCCAAAGAAAAAGAAAGUAAAACAAAAGGGCACAAUUUUUCCUGGUGGGAUUUCACCAGAUGAAAGAACUCCCCAAAAAACGGAGGAAAGAAAAAAAUCUAUUGCAUCAAAAAUGCGAACAAAUAGGAGUGAUUUGUACUUCACGAAGGAAGAAGAAUAUGAUGUUCAUGAAAGAGCAGAGGCAUAUGUUGCUGCAGUUAUGCCAGAUCCACAAUACUAUCGGUUUCCAAGUCAACCAGAAGAAGAUGAUCCAAAAAUAGAAAAUAAAGAAAAUGAACCAUUUAUCAAAGAUGCUGUGCAUUCUUCAGAUGCUGGACAAAACAUAAACUCUCCAACAAGAAAACGUCGACGUUCUUAUGGGCACUCAAUCUGCCGUGUCACACACAGACCUGAUGGUCGACUGCAUGAUAUGAAUGACAACAGUUAUUUACUGCCUGAAGGAAGCAGACUUUUCAAGCCACCAAACAAACUGGUGGAACUUGUAGCUCAAGCAAUAGCAGAUAGUCCUGAUGGCCUCUUACAAGUGCAACAAGUUUAUCAUGCUCUGAUGAAUAAAUAUCCCUACUUCAGAUUUAUGGAAAAGUGCUCAAUUAACAGCUGGAGGAGUUCAAUAAGACAUGCUCUCUACCAGAAGUGGUUUCGUAAAAUGCGGUUCAGUGCCGAAUUUAUUACAAGUAAGGGUUGCUACUGGGCCUUGAAUCCAAGGCACUCACCAAAAGAAUGGACAAUGCCAAGAUCAAAGAACAGUAGAAUAGCGAUAAUUGAUGGCCUCUACAACAUAGAUUUCAACUUUUCUCAAGAAAGUGACACUGAGGAUUCUUGCAGUUUCAUUGAUGACCAAGCUCUUGAGAAUAUGGCAGCUGUUGCUAGCAUAUCUGAAGAGAAUAUACCCAACCCUAAAGAAAAGGCAACUUUGGAACCUAUGGAUGCAGAGUUUACUGUAAGUGCUUAGCCAUUUUGUUAGAUGAAAAUUUAUUUUUAGCAUGUAUUUUGCUUGUUCAAACACCACAGUAUACACAUUUGUAAAACCAAACAUUUUACAAGGAUAUCCUUAACAACAUCAGAAUACACAGAUGUACCUGUACAGUGUAUAUAAGAGCAGAUACAUGUUUGUGCUAAUUUUACUUUCCUGUUACAUUACAUUUCCAGGUGGCGGAGUCCACAGAGAGUGGCCAUGAGUUGACCACGGUGGAUGUCAAGACUCCAGAAUUAAAGGUUCCUCAGUAUGUUACAACAGCACCAAACAGUGAGAGGGACCCAGAUCCUGUUCUAGCUGGAGCAGUGCCAUUUACAGCAUGUCAUGAAUCAGGUAGGUCAUUUUUCAAGCUUAAAGCUGGCAAAAAUGAAACAAUUAUGAAAAAUUCACAUGCAAAUAUCCUUGAUCUCCUCCUUACAAAUGCCUGGUUGUUUCUCCAGUGCCAGCCCAUGCCCCAGAAGCAGGGACGCCAAAGAUGCAAACAAUGAUGCAACAGAUGUGUUCAUGGCAGCAACAACCUGGCCCUGGUGGGGAUGCUGGGGGAUAUUCUAACUGGGAAUCCUCUUGGGAAGAGUAUUCACACAAUAUACCCUACCAAGGCAAUAUUGUCCCGGGGACCAGCACAUGCUACGUAGUACCAUCUUAUUACUCAGGGACAUCCCCUGAGAAUGGGUGUUCAUUUGGUGUCAGCGGUGGACAUUUUUACCCAGAACACAAUUAUGUGCAUCCUUGGUAUAAACCAACAAACUGAAAGUAUCAGCCAAAAAUCUCAUUUGCAUUUUUUGAA